AUGUGGCUGCUCCCACCCCUGCUCCUGCUCAUCGUCCCAGGAGACAUCUCGGGUCCAGAAGCAGUGAGAGGUCGGGAGGGGGAAUUGCUGACUGUGCAGUGUCACUAUAAACCAGGGUGGGAGGCCUCCAGGAAGUGGUGGUGUCAAGGGGCUGAUUCCGGCAGCUGCAAGACCCUUGCUAUAACCAAUGGAUCAGCGUUUGGGAUGAAGGAGCGUGUGUCCAUCAGGGACGAUCGGACAAACCACUCAUUCACUGUGACCAUGAAGGAGCUCAGGCGAGAAGAUACAGACACUUACUGGUGUGGGAUCGAGAGAAGUGGACGUGACCCUGCGGUCCCUGUUAGAGUGACCGUUGACCCAGAUGCCCCAGAACACACCACUGGCUCCCCGACUGUGACCAGCCACCACUCCGAUGGCAGGUUCCAGCUCAGCAGCACCCACUUCCUGCUCCUGAUCUUCCUGAAGGUGCCCCUGCUCCUGAGCGUGCUCGGUGCCGUCCUGUGGGUGAACAGGCCUCAGCGGAGCUCGGGGGAGAGGCAGAGUCAGCCCCGCUCUGAGAACCAGUAG
Molecule: messenger RNA, 567 nt
Organism: Pipistrellus nathusii (Nathusius's pipistrelle)
Lineage: Eukaryota; Metazoa; Chordata; Mammalia; Chiroptera; Vespertilionidae
Source: the annotation of a GenBank genome assembly